Molecule: messenger RNA, 1254 nt
Organism: Contarinia nasturtii (swede midge)
Lineage: Eukaryota; Metazoa; Arthropoda; Insecta; Diptera; Cecidomyiidae
Exons: 3
Coding region: 155-1153 (332 amino acids)
Source: RefSeq, a predicted model, not a curated record
AAAGUAAUACUUUGUUAGUUUUGUCAAAGCUCGCAGUUAAGUUACUCCACUAUUCGGAUAAAGUCACAUUACAAAUCUGAUAAGUAACAUUUUGAUUUUGUAAUUGUUUAAAGCGUUUCAACUUUAAGGCACAUUCAUAUUGCGUCGUAGUAAAAUGGUGACCUUACAACAUUUGAGACCGAAUUACAUGGUUAAAUUGUUGAUUAUUGUCGGAAUAAUUCAACAUACGUAUGCAAGUAGUUGUCCGGUUGUAAAACAAGAAAAUGGAUUUUUUGUGCCAAAAUUACGGGAUGGAGAAAAUAGAGAAACAAUAAUACCGUCUAUGAAGCCAGCCAAGCCGACCGACUUGAAUGACAUAUCACUAACUGCGCGACCUAUUCCAUUAGUAGAUGCAUUAACAUGUGCCGAAUUUCUUAUAUCUCCGAUUGUAACUGACCUCUUGAAUCCACAGAAAAUGAAUUUGUCGGAGAACAGUAUGUCAGUUAUAACGAAUACAAACGGCGGUGGAAUACUUCAAUUUGGCGCUUUAAAAAUUGUGAAAAGUUUCCAAGCAUUUCAUGCAUUACAAGUGAUUAGCGAAAUAACGCCUGGCGGUGCCGAGACACGAAAACCCGUUUCAGCAUAUUGGCUGCCGCAAGGAGGAUACGUCGAUAUUCCGACCAUACCCACAGAUGAUGAUCCAAAAUUUGUAUUUACAGUGGCACUGAAUGGCGGUAGCCUAGCCGCUGAUGUACACAAUUCGACGACGCUUCGGAUUCAUCAUGUGGCCGGCGGCAAAGAGAAUAAUGAAAAUGAAAACAAAGGUGAUGAGGAACAUGGUUAUUUAAAUGCAUUCGGAAUGGCCGGACGAUUGUUGCAUUCGGAUUAUGGUUUUCAUGUGAACGUUGAUACUUGUAAAUAUGUUGAAAAUGGUAGAGCAUUUGCUUUCAUUAAGUUUGAUAGUGAAAUUCAACAUUGGGUGCUUACAUACCAAGCAAUAUUACAUAAUCCGGUGAUCAAUGAAAUAAGCUUUGCCCAACGAAAUAAUUGGAAGGUCAAAACACAAUUUUCGUCGACAACACGGAUCGUUAUGGUUGACAGCAAAAUAUUGGGAACGAACGCAGAUCACAACGGAAAGACGGCGGAAAAUCGAUGCUUUUAUGGAAAAAUUUGAAUACCGAUUUUUAUUUUCUUUAUUAUUAUAGUUCAUAUUAAUAAAAGAACGAGUAAUUUUAUGAAUUUUAAUAACUACAAGAUCAAUAUUGCUAUUUUAAA